This is a messenger RNA of Penicillium alfredii, 789 nucleotides long. RefSeq lists its product as uncharacterized. Bases 1 to 789 code for a protein of 262 amino acids. Lineage: Eukaryota; Fungi; Ascomycota; Eurotiomycetes; Eurotiales; Aspergillaceae. The record is from RefSeq and is a predicted model, not a curated record. The transcript is spliced from 2 exons.
AUGGCAGAUUCACCGGGUAGUCAUCGCAGCACGGCAUUCACAGAUUCUGAUGGCUUGACGCGAGGCGCACGGGGUCUACCCGACGAUUUGCAUGCCCGAAGCCCAGAAGAACCAAAAUAUCUGGUACAACCGCCUCCUCAACAGAUCACAGUCCCCGAAUAUGUGGACAAACCGCAGCGUCGCAUCUGCGGGCUGGUCCCAUCAUCGUUCUGGCUGCUGCUAGCCCUAAUCGUGGUGAUUAUCGCGGCAGCCAUCGGCGGCGGCGUAGGCGGAUCACUAUCAGUGAAGCACUGUAACGACAACCUCUCGCAGUGCCGAUCGCACGCCGACUCCUUAGCCUCCGACAAAAAAUCCAGCUCGACCAAUUGCCCCUCCACCACCAACACAACCAGCUCAUCCGCGCCCGCCGACCCAACCACCGGUUGCAAGCCCGAAGACGGUAGUGGCGCGCCGAGCGGCUCAUCGGACGAGUACUCGACGCAUGUCCGUUCGCCCAACGCCCCGGCCAAGUUCAAGAAGUACUGUGGCAGCAACAUGAGCAACCGCGACCAGGCUGCAAUUAUCACCCAGAGCUGGGAGAACUGCAUGGAAGCCUGUGGUGUGUUUAACAUCAACAACAUGCCCAACCAGACGUGUUUUGCUGUCGCGUUUGUCCCCAGCUGGACCCAGCCUGAAUAUUCCCUGGGGAAUAUCUCGGCAUGGGCCAACUGCUUCCUCAAGGCAGAGAAUACUUCUAUCCAGCGUCUAGAUAGCCCUAACACUGUCCUGGCAGUCCUGGAAUCGGACUGA